Messenger RNA from Triticum aestivum (bread wheat), 854 nucleotides. RefSeq lists its product as uncharacterized. The transcript is spliced from 3 exons. The coding region runs from base 120 to 569 and encodes 149 amino acids. The record is from RefSeq and is a predicted model, not a curated record. NCBI's taxonomy places the organism in Eukaryota, Viridiplantae, Streptophyta, Magnoliopsida, Poales, Poaceae.
GCCCUCCACCUUGCCUCCAACCCUGCCUUCACGUAGAAGCACACCAAGACCAAGCUAUCUGACGCUCGUCUCCCCCAAGGGAAGACCGACCGACCACGACCAGAGAAGCUCCACCCACCAUGAGGACUGCCGUCAGGCGCGCCAGCGUAACGGCGCUCGUCACCGCCUGCGUCACCGUCGUCGCCUACGCCGUGGCCACAGCGGCCCAGUACGCAAUCGGCCGCCACCACCUCUGCAGCCAGGCUUUCUUCCUCCUGCGCUGCGUCAGGGUGACUGCCGCGGCGGCCGACGAGUGGAGGGCCCUCUGGCUCGCCAUGCUCUGCUGCGCGGUGCUCGAGGCGGCCGUGGCGGCGCUGGCGCUGCGGCUCCCAUGCCGCCGCCUCGCCCUCGCCUGCCUCCAGCUCGCGGUCACCAUGGUCCGCCACUGCAUGUGCGCCCGCGCCGGCCUCCUCCUCCUCGCCGCCGACCCAGGAUACCUCUUCGGCAGGAUCUGCGUCGGGUUCGCCUUCUGCUUCGCAGCGAACGACGUCGCCAACUUCGUGGACUUUCUCCGUGGAGGUGACAAGUGAGGAUCAUGCUCAUGAAGUACUGCGAGUAGUUCUAAGUGAUAAUAAGUACUCCUAUGUGUGAAUCGAUUUCGUAGUAUGCAUAUGAUGAUCGAGUGCCAUAUGUGUGAAUCGAUCUGCUAGCUGCAGUGUGGUCUGUGGUGUUAAUUAUAUUGGACCGAUCGACUAUACUAGUUACUCUAUUUGGGCUGUAUAAUUGGCCUGGAUCCUGGUCAGUAUUGGAUGUAUGAGGCAUCAGUUAUAUAUGCCAUGCAUGUUGUUUAUGAAGAGAUGCUUCAGAUUGAUCAA